UUAAAGAGGCUGUUUUUCAUUUGAUCAAAAUUGUAAAAAAAACGUAUUUCUUUUUAAAGGUAAAUGUUAAUUUUCUAGCAUUAUACCAUGCAGUAUGAGGUCUACCGGGUCUAACUCUCGAGGAAAUUUCUGGCGCGGGCGACGACGUGGGUUUCGAGGAAACGCUUUCAGAAAUCGACAUGAUGAUAACACUUCACAGUUUUCCAACUCUGUACUUUCUUCACAAACUCAACUUCGUCAGACUACACUGGUCAACUGCCCAUACAAAAACUGGCACACAUACUUUCCAAAUGAUGCAUAUGUACCAAACUCAUCUCUGGAUCAGCAAGUUCAUUUGUUUCAAAAUUAUUUUACUAGUACAAAAGAUUUGUUCUCUCAGGACGACAUUGAAAUGACACGAUCAUUGACUGUUAAUUUCAAAGAACUUGCAUCUCAUCCAGGUAUCAUAGAAAGCUUACCAAACAUCUCAGAACAACUAAGAGAUAAUCCUGUAAAAUUUCUCCAGUCUUUAAGUCUCGCUGCAUAUCAGGUAUUUGUUGCCUCUUAUGAAUUACCAAGCCAACCAUCCUCACAGUUUUUGUUUGGAGUGUCUCACAUUGAAGCUAGAAUGAAAAAUUAUCAUCCAAUCACUCCACUGAAAAAUCUUAAAGCAAAUUGCUAUGGUAAAUUCAUUGCAAUCCAUGGAACUGUGGUAAGAUUGAGUAGCAUUAAACCAAUGGUCUCACAUAUGGCAUUCAUGUGCAACACAUGCAAAGAGAUACAGGUGUUGCCAUUGCCAGAUGGAAAGUUUAAGCUUCCCACGAAGUGUGAAUCAGAUACGUGUCGUGGGCGAUCUUUCAAUCCACUAGAAAGUUCUCCUUUGACUAAAACGAUCGAUUGGCAAACGAUCAAAGUUCAGGAAAUUAUUGAUGACGACGAAAGAGAAACGGGCCGUAUUCCUAGAACAGUUGAAUGCGAACUCACAUCUGAACUGGUGGACAGUGCUGUACCUGGUGAUAUAGUAAAAGUUUGCGGUAUCGUCAAAGUAGCGGAUGCAGACGAGAACAAAGGUCGGAGUAAAGAGAAAUCAAUGUUUUUGUUGUAUAUUCUCGCUAAUUCUGUCGAGAAAAGUAAAGAUGAUCAAAAGAUUUCUGAAAGCGAUGAAAUUCCAGCGGAGUUUACUCUCAAGGAAUUGUACGCUAUACGGGAGAUUCAAGCUGAAAAAGACCUUUUUCGACUUAUUUGUGGGUCUCUUUGCCCAACUAUUUAUGGACACGAGAUUAUCAAGGCUGGUCUAAUUCUCGGUUUAUUUGGUGGUUGUCAACGUUUUCAAAAUGAUAAGAACAGUGUCCCAGUUCGUGGCAACCCACACAUUCUUGUUGUUGGUGAUCCAGGUUUGGGAAAAAGUCAGAUGCUUCAAGCUGCUUCAAACUUGGCACCUCGAGGGGUUUAUGUUUGUGGCAAUACAACUUCGGCUGCUGGUUUAACUGUUACGCUUACAAAGGAAAGUUCGUCAGGAGAAUAUGCCCUUGAGGCUGGUGCUUUAGUCUUAGCUGACCGCGGAUGUUGUUGUAUAGAUGAAUUUGAUAAGAUGGGAAGUCAACAUCAAGCUCUACUGGAAGCAAUGGAACAACAAUGUAUCAGCAUUGCUAAAGGUGGCAUGGUUUGCAGUUUACCAGCGAGAACUUCAAUCCUGGCGGCAGCGAAUCCAGCUGGAGGACAUUACAAUAAAGCAAAAACCGUCGCUGAAAAUUUGAGAAUGGGUAGCGCAUUGCUUUCACGAUUUGACUUGGUCUUCAUUAUGCUCGACAAACCAGACGAGGAAAUGGAUUCAAUGCUCUCUGAACAUGUAAUGGCUUUUCAUUCAGGAAAAAGGGCCACAACGCCAUUUGAAACAGUCACCGUUAGACGAAAUAGCGAGAAUGAAAUACGCGAAGAAAACAUGAGAACACAAUGGGAAGCAGAUAAACCUUUAUCAGAACGACUUAAGGUUGUCCAAGGAAGAGAGCUGGAUGCAAUACCUAGCAUCUUACUGAGAAAGUACAUCGCAUAUGCAAGAAAAUAUGUUCAUCCAAUAAUAUCUGAUGAUGCAGCUGAAGAACUUCAGAAAUUUUACAUAAAUCUACGUCAACAACAUCGGUCACAAGAUAGCACCCCUAUUACAACGAGACAGUUGGAGUCUUUAAUACGACUGACCGAGGCUCGAUCUAGACUGGAACUUCGUGAAGAAGCAACUAGACAAGAUGCUAUUGACGUUAUUGAGAUCAUGAAAUACAGUCUUGUGGACACCUUCAGCGAUGGUCUUGGAAGUUUAGACUUUAACCGCUCACAAAACGGGUCGGGCAUGAGUAAAAAUGCGCAGGCGAAACGUUUUAUUUCCGAAUUGGAAAGAAUAUCUCAGUUAGAGUAUAACUCGCUUUUCACAAUGGAUCAAAUGAGACAUAUUGCAAUGGAUUUGAAACUUGGUGUGAGUGGGUUUGAAGAUUUCAUUUAUUCCUUGAACAACCAAAACUUUUUAUUGAAAAAAGGCGCUCGUGUUUAUCAGCUGCAAACAUCGAGUACUUUAUGAAACACUUGAUCAAAUACGGUUUCCUCUCGUGUUUUUUUUGUUGAAAAUGGAUGAAAAAUAAUGUUAAAUAGUUGUAUUUGUGUACAGAAAUUUAAGGUCCGAUGUUAUAUACGUCAUUUGGAAACUCAAUGCAUUGCCCUAAGUAAAACCCAACUUAAGAUUUAUAAAUCCUAUUAAAACGAAGGAACUAAA
Molecule: messenger RNA, 2740 nt
Organism: Xenia sp. Carnegie-2017
Lineage: Eukaryota; Metazoa; Cnidaria; Anthozoa; Malacalcyonacea; Xeniidae
Product: DNA helicase MCM8-like
Exons: 33
Coding region: 95-2548 (817 amino acids)
Cellular component (GO): nucleus; MCM complex
Molecular function (GO): single-stranded DNA binding; single-stranded DNA helicase activity; ATP binding
Source: RefSeq, a predicted model, not a curated record